Thlaspi arvense is the source of this 1781-nucleotide messenger RNA. Lineage: Eukaryota; Viridiplantae; Streptophyta; Magnoliopsida; Brassicales; Brassicaceae. The record is from the annotation of a GenBank genome assembly.
GUAAGCUCUUCUCUUCAUUUUUGGCGCUGUGUUAUUGCUUGCAUCUGUAGUUGCAAAUGGGUGUCUUUCGUUUCAUUGAUUUUAUCCGAAAAUUUUCGUCUUUUGAUCUUCAAUUUUGGAAGAAACCUUACGAAAAUUGACAGAUUAUGAAUCAUGAUUUGUGGGAUAAUGAGUCCGAUCUCUUUAUUUUAUCGCCAUCAUUAGAGAUUUCUGGGGGUUAGUAAAAAAGUUAUCUUUAUACUCAUUUCAGUCGCAAACGAAAUCAAAGAGUUGUGCCCAUGGAUUGCUCUGAAAUGGAGGAAGAGUAUGAUUCCUCGCAAUCGAAGUUACUUGAAGAUUUCAUGAUAAAGAUUGGGUUUUCAAAUCCGAAGCUGGCAAUGUUUGCUAUGAGUCAAGCAAACCUUUUAGCUAACAAAAGGAGAAAGUUUCUAUUAUCAACUCAAAUCUCCAAAGAACGUAGAGAGUCUGUGAGAUCCCACUGGGCACCGUUUCCCAUUGAGAUGUGUCUAUCAGCUUUCACUCUAUCUCCCUCAGCUCUAAAGCUCCUUGUAGUUCGAAACUCUGAAAAUGAACCUCCUACACAGUUUGAGGUAUGGAGCUCGUCUCCACAGAGAGUUCAUGGCUCUGUAUAUGUUGAUGGAUGGUUUGAAGGGAUCUCUUGGAACUCUGAUGAGACUCAUGUAGCUUAUGUUGCAGAGGAACCUUCUCGUUCUAAACCUACAUUUAACCAUUUAAGGAGACGAUUGGGGAAGCUGGAAAGGUCAAGGAGUUUGGGAAGAGGACUGGGGAGAAGCAUAUGCUGGAAAAAAUAGCAGAUUCCGUUGUUUGUUAUCGAUGUUUACAAGUCUCUACUAACCUUGAGAAAGAAAAAUGUUCUCUUUAAUGAUGGGUUAGACUUUCUGUGAAAAGGCUUCUACUUUUGAUUUCACAGUGGAGGUGUCCAACAUAUUAAAGGAGUUUCAAGAACUUUAAGGGCUGGACAAGUUAUUUGGAGUCCAAUCAAUGAAGAUUCCAAGAUGAAUACUUUGUGGCAUUUCUUGAUGGAAACUUGAGGAUUCUUAGUUUUUAAAUGGUCUUAUGUUUUCUUUGGUGUUUGCUUAUCAUACAGAAAUGGUGAAAAUGAAGCAUAGUCCCAUUUAUAAUCUGACAAAGAGCAUAAGCAGUGGUUUCUCCCCUCGGUUGCCGUGUGUAGCAGUCCAGUGAGUGUUCCUGAAAUUAAGUAGGGGAGGAGAAAGCUCAACAACACAUCUGGUAAACUUUCAUGGCAGUGGUUGGAUACUUCAAGUCAUCUCAGGGGUCAAGAAAGCCAUUAAAGUUAUCUAUGUAUCGUCUUAUAAGCUUAAGAAGAGCGGGAAAUGUGAUCCUCUAGUCGUUGUUAUUCAUGGAGGUCCUCAUUGUCUCCAACAAAUGGCUUAUCUCACCUCGACUGGGAACAGUCUGUUGAUUGUAAAUUACAGGUGAAAACUCCUACUUUGUUUCGUUUGGGAGUUAAGGAUAUUCGUGUUACAGUGUCAAAUGGAUUGCAAUCCUCUCGUAGAGAAAAAAACUCAAUAGCUAAGAUGAGAGCAUUGUAAGAGAAACAUGAGAGCUUGUAAGAGAAAGGAGUAGAGAUUAACAAUUAAAUUUCUGAACUCUUCUUUGCUAUUUUCAUUGCACAUUUGUGUGUGUGCAGACCACAGAAAAAUUUUGAAAGCUUUGUGAACAUCGGUUGCUUGUUCAACAAGUGGUGUUAGGCUGUGAACGAGCCCUAACUUUUCUCUCUUAAUCUCCGGAAAUAACGG